Molecule: messenger RNA, 1744 nt
Organism: Sorghum bicolor (sorghum)
Lineage: Eukaryota; Viridiplantae; Streptophyta; Magnoliopsida; Poales; Poaceae
Exons: 1
Coding region: 197-1450 (417 amino acids)
Biological process (GO): regulation of abscisic acid biosynthetic process; response to heat
Source: RefSeq, a predicted model, not a curated record
CGCUCUGCCGAGACGGAAGCUCCGCGUGAAAGCAGUAGUGCCCUCCCACGACGGCCGCCGACGGUCGGGCGGGGCCAAGAAGAACAUAUACCCGCGUCGCGCGUGACUGGAACGCCCCGACACGGCAUCGCACGCACCACCCAAAGCAAAACCCCCCUUGCUCGCUUGUCUUUCUCUAGAUCCACCCCCAACCGAAAUGGCCUCCUACGACGGCGACGAGGACUCCGGCCGCCGCCGACCUUCCCAGCACCACCCAUCCGGCGGGGGCAGCGGCGACCUUGCCUCGAGCGCGAAGCUCGUGGCGGAGGCGGCCAGGCUGGCGCUCCAGGACCACAACCUGGAGAAGGUGGACAAGGGCCGCGUCGCCGGCGCGGCGGCCGACCUGCUCCACGCCGCCUCCCAGUACGGCAAGCUCGAGGGAAAGCCCGUCGGCGGGUACCUCGAGAAGGCCGAGGAGUAUCUCCACCAGUACGGCCGCAAGGACGGGGCUGGCGGUAAGCAUCAGGGGGUGGGUGAAAGCAAGUACGGUAAGAAGCCCGGCGGUGGCCAUGGAGGGGGGAGGUAUGAGGAGGAAGAGGAGGAGGAGGGGUACAAGAAGAAGCCUAGUGGCGGGAGGUAUGAGGAGGACGAAUACAAGAAGAAGCCUGGUGGUGGUGGAAGGUAUGAGGAAGAAGAUGGCUACAAGAAGAAGCCAAGCAGCGGUGGCUAUGGAGGAGGAAAGUACGAGGAUGAAGAUGACUACAGGAAGAAGCCAAGCAGUGGUGGCUAUGGUGGGGGAAGGUACGAGGAUGAAGACGAUUACAAGAAGAAGCCCACAAGUGGUGGCUAUGGUGGGGGGAGAUAUGAGCAAGAAGAUGAUUACAAGAAGAAGCCUACAAGUGGCGGCUAUGGUGGCGGGAGGUAUGAGCAGCAGGAUGAAUAUAAGAGGCCUCCUAGCGGUGGUGGCAGUAGCUAUGGGGGAGGCAGGUAUGAAGAAGAUGAUGAGUAUAGGAAGAAGCCGAGUGGGAGCUAUGGUGGAGGAAGGUAUGAGGACGAAGAUGAUUAUAGGAAGAAACCUAGUGCUGGUCAUGGUGGAGGGAGGUAUGAGGAAGAUGAUGAGUACAAGAAGCCCAGUGGUGGCGGAUAUGGUUAUGGGGCUUCCAGUGGUGGAGGCCAUGGAGGAAGGUACGAAGAAGAGGACUACAAGAAGAAGCCUAGUGGACACUCAGGGGGAUGCUAUGAGGAAGAGGAGGGGUACAAGAAGGCUAGUGGUCAUAGUGGAGGGAAGUAUGGCAAGGAGGAAGAUGACAAGAAGAAGAAGCAUGGUGAGGAUGAGUCAGAGGGUGGCGGUAUUGGUGAUUACCUGAAGUUGGCACAGGGUUUCAUGAAGAAACAGGAUGGGGAAGGGGAGAGUGGGGGCGGCAUGGGAGACUACUUAAAGCUUGCUGAAGGUUUCUUGAAGAAGCGCUGAUUAAUCUUCCAUGUCAUGUUUCAGGAAGGACUUGUUGUGUUUGGUUAGUCCUGUUUAUUGUCACCAAGUAGUGAAAUUUUCAAGGUUUCCAUCAUAGGAUGUAAUACAAGUGCAUUGCUCAUACUGUCUGUGUGUGGUGACAUGAAUGCUUAAUGUGCUGCUUACGCUGCUGGGGUAAUAAAAGCUUUGAUGCUCUGCUAUUCAUGUUGUAUAUUAGUUCUGACUAAAAUAAUAUGUAUCCUAUGUUAUUGUGCUUACAAUAAGUGAAACUUUUGAAUACGUUUUCAUUCAUUA